CAAGACAUCCCACUACAAACUCCCACUACAGGCACGAGUCGCAAGAUGCCUCCACGAAUACCCCUUGGGUUGGCAGCCCGGUGCUGCAAGGCCUCAAUUGAGCAGCCGAGUAAUUCAUCGCUCGUAGGAUUGUUCAAUGCGCUCUCAAUUCAAUCUCGUAGCGCCUCCAUUCUUGCGAACCUAUCCGACAACCCAGGUGCCUAUCAGAAACGUAUUCGUGUUGGUCGCGGUCCCUCCUCUGGAAAGGGCAAAACGUCUGGAAGGGGUCAUAAGGGUCAAAAGCAGCAUGGAAAGGUCAAGCCGUGGUUCCAGGGUGGUCAAACACCUUUGGUAGUUCAGAGGGGAAAGCUUGGAUUCGAGAACCUGCGAGCACCCGUUAUGUCUGAAGUCAACCUAAACAAGCUACAAGACUGGAUCGACGCCGGCCGUAUCGAUGCUACGCAGCGGAUCACGCCAAAAGAGUUAAUACAAUCUAAUCUUGUCGGAACGAUUAAGGAUGGGAUCAAGUUAUUAGCAAGGGGAGCAGAUUCGCUGAAGCAGCCGAUCGAUAUCGUUGUUUCUCGCGCAUCGGCGGCGGCCAUUGAUGCAGUAGAAAAAGCGGGAGGAAAGAUCAUGACGCGAUACUAUACUAAGGAAGCUAUAAAGCGGUUGGUGCUGGGCAAGAGUUUUCACACCGAUAAGCCCUUACCUACCGGUCCAGAGCAUGUACAGCCGGUCCUAGAGGAGGUCCGCCAGAGGGGGUUUUCCUACAGAUUGCCGGAUCCGACAGCUCGUUGGGAUAUCGAAUAUUAUCGUGACCCUGCGCACCGAGGAUAUCUGAGCCACACGUUGAAGCCCGGCGAGUCGCCAAGUUUGUACUUUAGAGUCCCGCCGUCGCAGAUUCUCAAGCGGCAGAAGAAGGAGAAGGGAACUACGCAGGAAGACACAAAACUGUGGGACAAGCUAUAAGAAUAUACUUGUCGAAUCUGCAGAAUGUACUAUAUUAUGUAUUGCGUCUGCAGGUAUAUACACCUAUUGCUGGGAACAUCUACGGAUCUACCCACUUACACUUGUUAUGUCAACCCAUCUAAAUGGAGAUAUGAUGUGCCUUCAGUUUGGUGGUUGCAGCAGGGGGUCGCUUGAGUCUUUCAAGUGUUGAACCUUAGUACUAGGUGGUAUUAUCAAUAUUUGCAUAAGUACCUAACGAUACGGUAAAUAUUUCAAUUGCCCAAGUGCCCUAUUCAUUAUGCAAGUAAAUUACUUUACAUAGG
Daldinia vernicosa is the source of this 1250-nucleotide messenger RNA. RefSeq names its product ribosomal protein L15. Lineage: Eukaryota; Fungi; Ascomycota; Sordariomycetes; Xylariales; Hypoxylaceae. Gene Ontology annotation, biological process: translation. The record is from RefSeq and is a predicted model, not a curated record. Gene Ontology annotation, molecular function: structural constituent of ribosome. The transcript is spliced from 2 exons. Bases 46 to 948 code for a protein of 300 amino acids. Gene Ontology annotation, cellular component: mitochondrial large ribosomal subunit.